AUGGCGCAAAAGCGUUUCAAAUUCAAUGAGGAUGUUCUCGAGCAGCUGAGAAAUGGGACUGCGAAGUUCGAGCUUGUUUCUUCCCCGGUUCCUUCAGUUGCUCCUCCUCCUCCUAAGAACAACGCAAGCUUGUUUGGAAUUGGGAACCACAGCACUCUCUUUUUCGCUAGAAUUGGCUCAUCCUUGUGA
Molecule: messenger RNA, 189 nt
Organism: Sphenostylis stenocarpa
Lineage: Eukaryota; Viridiplantae; Streptophyta; Magnoliopsida; Fabales; Fabaceae
Source: the annotation of a GenBank genome assembly